Messenger RNA from Microbotryum saponariae, 1140 nucleotides. The record is from the annotation of a GenBank genome assembly. NCBI's taxonomy places the organism in Eukaryota, Fungi, Basidiomycota, Microbotryomycetes, Microbotryales, Microbotryaceae.
AUGUCGAGCCAUUCUUCGACCGAUAUGUCAACGGUCAUUCAGUUCGCCUGCACGGCCGACGAAGACGGUGCUGUGCCCUUUCCCUUCUGUCAGCUCGCGGACAACUCGGCUGAGCUGCACGUUCGACCCGUGCACGUGACGCUCAAAGACAUUCGACCGUCCUUGCAAGCGGGACAGAGGCCUACGUUGGAUGUACAAGGAUUUGAAGUCAUUGAUCACGUGUACCCCGGGUUGCAAGAGGAUAUCGAUGACGUUUGGAUGGCCGAGUACGAACGACAGAUGGAGCGCGUGAGUGAGGUCAUCACGUAGAACUUGAGCUCAUCAACGCAGCAGCGAUGAUCGUCCGCAAGCUCCGCAAGUUCCGCAAAGUUCCCCAAGUUUCGCAAGUUCCCAACUGAUCAUGCGGUCCGACCUCGAACAUGCAGCUUUUAUGCCAGCACCUCAAGGCUCGCAGGGUGGUUUCCUUUGCCGGGGUCGCCGUCCGUCGUCGCAACCCCGAGCUCGAUGACGCUCCUAUCGAUACGGAGAACCUGCAGCCCUCCGCUGGGGCCCACGUCGACGGCAACACCCAGACCGGCCGCGAGGUGUGCACCAAGGUGUUGGAACUGAGCGAUGAAGAGGCCGAUACGGAACGAUACGCCGUGAUCAACUUGUGGAGACCGCUCCGAGGACCUUUGGUAGACGCCCCUCUCGCGCUCUGUGACACUCGCACGACGGGGUCCGCAGACAUUAUCCCGACCCUAGACUUUUAUGGACCAGGAAGCUACAUCAAAUACUCUGGUUAGUGUUCCCACUAGCCUGCACGUAUUUGAUGGGUCCCUCCAUCUGAUCGCUGACACUUUAGCUCGCCACGAUCAUCCCGCGCUCGGCCGCGCCGAACAGAUCGGCAGCAGUGGUAUUACCUCCGCGACAUGAUGCCCGACGAGGCACUGCUGUUCCGUUGCCAAGACAGCACGAUGCGUGAGUGCCCGUGCGGCCCCGUUUGAGCCACACGGUCGAGCUGAACAUCUGAGAAAUGAGACCGCCCCCACAGAUCCGGACAAGGGAGGCAUCACACCUCACACCGGAGUCUGGGAUGAAGAGCGACGCAAUGACUCGUACCGGCAAUCCAUCGAGGUCCGAUGCGCGGUUCUGUACUGA